CUUCCUCGCCGUGGCAGGGCGCUGUGGCCGGCGGCAGCGGCUCGCAGCCCGCCCCCCGCCCGCCCGGCGCCGCCGCGCACGCCCCCCGCCUGCCUGCCCGCUCUCGCCGCGGCUCCCAGGGUGCGGGACCGGCUCCCCGCGGCAGCGCAGCGCAGGGGCCGGGCAGGGCCCCCCCCCCGCGCCGAUGUCCUCCGCUCCGGUGCGGUCCCCCACGCUGCGGCCCCACAGGAUGAAGAAAGACGAGUCGUUCCUGGGCAAGCUCGGCGGGACGCUGGCGAGGAAGAAGAAAGCCAAAGAGGUGAGCGACCUGCAAGAAGAGGGUAAAAAUGCUAUCAAUGCACCGAUGAACCCAAGCACUGUGGACAUUCAUCCAGAAGAUACACUACUAGAGGAAAAUGAGGAACGCACCAUGAUUGAUCCUAACUCAAAGGAAGACCCCAAGUUCAAAGAACUGAUCAAGGUUCUAAUUGACUGGAUAAAUGAUGUGCUGGUGGAGGAGAGAAUCAUUGUCAAACAGCUUGAAGAAGACCUUUAUGAUGGGCAGGUGCUGCAGAAGCUGCUAGAAAAAUUGGCUGACCGUAAACUGAACGUGGCAGAAGUGACGCAGUCUGAAAUCGGUCAGAAACAAAAGCUGCAAACGGUGCUGGAAGCUGUCCAUGACUUGCUGCGGCCCCAUGGCUGGACGAUCAAGUGGAACGUUGACUCAAUCCAUGGCAAGAAUCUGAUUUCCAUUCUUCACCUUCUGGUAGCUUUGGCAAUGCAUUUCCGGGCUCCCAUUCGACUGCCUGAACAUGUGUCUGUACAAGUGGUGGUUGUGCGGAAACGUGAAGGUCUUCUUCAGACCACUCAUGUUACGGAGGAGCUUACAACUACGACAGAGAUGAUGAUGGGAAGAUUUGAGCGGGAUGCCUUUGACACACUCUUUGAUCAUGCACCAGAUAAACUCAGUGUAGUCAAGAAGUCUCUGAUCACCUUUGUGAACAAACACUUGAAUAAACUGAAUUUGGAAGUAACUGAGUUAGAAACUCAGUUUGCAGAUGGUGUUUACUUGGUAUUGCUCAUGGGUCUCCUUGAAGACUAUUUUGUUCCACUUCACAACUUCUACUUAACGCCUGAAAGUUUUGAUCAGAAGGUCCAUAAUGUUUCCUUUGCUUUUGAGCUGAUGCAAGAUGGAGGACUCAAGAAACCAAAAGCUCGCCCUGAAGAUGUUGUCAACUUGGAUCUGAAGUCUACCCUCAGGGUUCUGUACAACCUUUUCACAAAGUACAAGAACGUCGAGUGAUCCUGGAAGCUGCUGAGGUGUUCAUCUUUCCAACCUCCUUAGGAAAAAAAUACAAUAAAAAUGCCUUCUGCACGCUCCCUUUGUGCCUUACGCUAUACUUCAUGCAUUCUUUCUGCACUUGAUGUGGUCUUUCUUUAGCUCCUUGUAUGACAGUCCCACUAAAAAUAAUGCAUGUGUAUUCUGUAGGUCACUUGAAAAAGUGUUGGUAUUUCACACUUUUGCCAGAAGACACUGUUGGGUCUGUUGUGUGUUAUGGUGAACAAAUGUUCUUCUUGUGAUAAAGGAAAUAUACCACUAACUACUUUAAUAAGCAGGGAAAACAUGAGACCUUCCUCAUGGCUAUAGACCCUUUGAUACUAUACUAGACUUUCUUUUGCAAGCUUCUUGGUUGCUAUUAGCAUUGGAUGAUUUUCCAGGCUUAAGUGUUAGGAAUAGAAAAUCAACGUUGGAAUUUAUGUAGAAGCUGAGCCUUUUCUGUUAAAUGAGAGUUUUGUAUGUUUUGCUGGGGGGUGGGGGGAUUAAAGGCACUAUCUGAAGCUACCUGGUGAAAGCCUUGAAGGCUUCUUCAGUUUUUGUUUUAAUCUCAUACUACUCAGUGUUAUUUCUAUUCAGUGUUUACACAGAAUAAGUCUUGCAAUGGGAUGACCAUCUAAUCAUGUCUACUUUUAUUUCUUCUCCUCUGCAGGAGAAAUUUGGUUGUUAGCACUACAGUCAUUCUUUAACUGUGCAGCUUGAAUCAGGUCAGUCAGGAGCUAGUCAAAUAUGCAUAUUAAUACAAUUUGUCCCCAGUCAUUUCUGAAAUGUACAUGAGGAAUAAUGACAGUUAUUGACAGCUUGAUGGUUUAAAGUCUGACUCUUCAUUUCAUGUAGCUAAGUUAAAGGGUCAGAUUCCUGCUGAAGUUAUUGGCAGCUGUACAGUUCUGGGGCUCAGGCAAUUGUAAACAGAGUUUUAUGUAUCUUCUCCCCCCCCCCCCCCCGCCCCCCCCCAAACACACACACACAAAGAAAGGUGGAAGGAGGUUUCCCUUUUUUUCCAUGAUAAAUUCAGGUCCCAUCUACCAUGGAAAGUUCUGUGGGGAAUCGGUGCUUGUAUGUACAGGAGAGAGCUGAUCUCACUGUUUAUACAAUGCCUAGUACAGUAGGACUUGAAUUUCAGUUGGGGCCAUUAGACUCUCUACCAUGGUGCCAUCAGUUAUUAUAGAGGAGACUUGCAGAGGCACUGUGAGCAGCUGGGACUUUCAGCUCUCCUGAAGGUUAAUGAAAUUGGUCUAACUCUCUCUUGUGCUGUGAAAUAGCGGUAUCAUGAGACUGAAAGCUGGAAGAUGAUUGACUGAAAGGUCUCUGAAACUUCCUGUUUAAUUCAGUGUAUUAGUGCGAAACAAGAGGUUUGUUAAGGAGCUGUCAUUCCACCCACCUCCCUUCAGCUGAGGUGGAAGUGCCAGUGCUGUGUGUAUUUUCUGAGGUGUUGGGAAAGUCCUCCAGAGAAUCUAGUUUUGAAAUUCCUGGCAAUACUAAUAUCAAAAGCAAAAAGAAAAUAACAAGCAGGGGUUGGGAAGAGCAGUUUCGGGUUGGGGGAGUUGGUUAUUUCUGAGAAGGGGAUUUGUAACUAGUAUCUUCAUUGCAUGUGAGCAGGUAUGAGCAUGUCACCAAGUUUUAAAAGGGUCCCUCUUUUGUUCAGUUAGGGUUUUCUGGUCAUUUUCCUGAAACUGAAAUUCGUUCUCUACAACCUGAAGUAUAGGUUCCUUUUAGUAUUCCUUAAUAUCCUGUCAAGUUGAUGCUGCAGACUUGAUGUCCUGGACAAGUUGGAGGCAGGUGUCAUAUCCUGUGGGUUUUAUUAUGUUUUUAAAUCUGCUGGUAAAUGUUGCACAGGGAAAAUAUGCUCUUCUUCCUUCCUUAGCUCCUCGCUGUCUAGCCAGGUGACUCUUCUUGCAGACACUGUCUGUAUUGUUAACCAAAUUUGGAGGGGGAAUGCAUUUAUUUGAACUGGAGCUUCAUCACAAGCAAACCAGUUUACAGAAAGGGUAAUGUAGGUAAAACCUUCUCUAAACACCUGUUUUUUCCAUACCUUUCUGUUAGGUAGGCAUGACACUUAUCUCUUUUUCUCCCCAAAAGAUAAGUCAAUGUUAAAAACAUUAUUCAUGAACUUUUUGUGUAACUGGAGAUUUAGACAUGUUCUCUUGGGGACUGGUGGGAUAGAUUUGCAUCCUACUGAGUUCAUCUGGAAUGCUGAAUACUCUGCAGCAUUAAAGCUCUCACAUUUGUAAGUGCUUAGGGAAAUGUCUGUCUUUUCCAGCCUAUGCAACUUGCCUUUUAGAUGCAUCUGCUAGACAUACUCAGUUCCAGUAAGAUAUAUUAUCACAGAAGAAGCCCAGACACUCUCAGCUGCAUCCUACUUCUCAAGAUGUAAAAGCAACAAUGGCUUUUUUUUUUUUUUUUUUUUUUUUUUGAUCAGUGUAAGACCUUACAGGGCUUUCUACUCCUCUCCCCCAAAACCCAGUGCUUUCAGUAUUAAUGUAUUUUUAAGAAUCUUUUCUACUGUUUUUAACAGUGUUUACUCUGGAUUUCUAGCUACUAAAAACCAGCUUGCAGAUAAAAUUCUGGACUUGUCAUAUGCUGAACACAUCCAGCUUUGUGACAAGGGUUGUGUACUGUAAGCAAGUUACAAUGCAAUGCUAUGUUUGGCUAAAAAUGACAGCAGGAGUGUUGUAGGAAAUCAGUGCAUGGUUUGUGACAACUGUAAUAUUUAUUCAAAUAAAUAAAUGAUGAUCA
Messenger RNA from Dromaius novaehollandiae (emu), 4051 nucleotides. It is a transcript of the gene PARVB, whose product is annotated as parvin beta. The transcript has 13 exons. Bases 185 to 1282 code for a protein of 365 amino acids. The record is from RefSeq and is a predicted model, not a curated record. Gene Ontology annotation, biological process: establishment or maintenance of cell polarity; actin cytoskeleton organization; lamellipodium assembly. NCBI's taxonomy places the organism in Eukaryota, Metazoa, Chordata, Aves, Casuariiformes, Dromaiidae. Gene Ontology annotation, molecular function: actin binding. Gene Ontology annotation, cellular component: focal adhesion; lamellipodium; actin cytoskeleton.